CUGAUUCUUGCGGUUGCUUCUGACCUCACUCUCUCUCCCCCUCUCUCCGCUCCGUCUCUAUCUCCUUCGCUCCCCGACCGCCGACUUCCUAACGGUUCGCCGCCGUCUUUCCUCGCAGCACUUCCGAUCAGAACGUACGCCUGAGUUCCUUUUCCCUCUUGAUUUGGUAGUUUCUGUGAUCUGCGUCCGCCGUUUCAAUCCGGCGGUUUCUCCCACCAUUUUCUUGCUUCCGGUGUAGUUCAUUCGCUCUAUUUUGAACUCGGCAGCAGCUUCGAGGUCGAGACGCCGUUGGGAAGCUGUGAUGCUUUUAAUUGUUUCGGAUAUCAGUUUUCCCAGGUAUACAAGAUGCUAGGGUCAUUUCUUACUAGAGGACUUGUGUUGGCUUUUGGCUACGCUUACCCAGCUUAUGAGUGCUAUAAAACCGUCGAAUUGAAUAAGCCGGAGAUUGAGCAGCUUCGCUUCUGGUGCCAAUAUUGGAUUCUGGUUGCUGUGCUGACUGUUUGCGAGAGAAUCGGAGAUGCUUUUAUUUCAUGGGUUCCAAUGUACAGCGAGGCUAAGUUGGCAUUUUUUAUAUACUUGUGGUACCCCAAGACCAAGGGAACUACAUAUGUCUAUGACUCUUUCUUCAGACCUUAUGUUGCUAAACACGAGAAUGAAAUCGACCGCAACUUGCUGGAGCUGAGGACAAGGGCUGGAGACAUGGCGAUAUUGUACUGGCAAAGAGCGGCGAGCUAUGGUCAGACAAGAGUCUUUGACAUUUUGCAGUAUGUUGCUGCACAAUCAACCCCAAGACCUCGCCCUGUUCAGCAGCAGCAACAGCAAGGUCCCAGGGGUCGAUCAACAUCUAAUCCACCAACCCGCCGUCAACCAGCAGGGUCAAAACCAGAACCAGAGGAGCCUCCAUCUCCCACUUCCAGCACAUCAUCGAGUCAGCACCAAACUGAACUAGCAGCAGCAGAAGAGGCGGUGAGUUCUAAAUCCCCUCAAGCCACCAUCGCCCCAUCGGGAGCACCAAAUCCACCAAGAGCCCCAAAUCCACUGAAAGCUCCCAACACACCCACGAGAUCACUGUCCGCUCCAUCUGAACCACCGACAAACCCGUCUGCCCCGGAAGCAAUGCAGAUCGAGUCCGCAGCAGCACCUUCGUCGAGUGCUCCUGCUGCCCCAAAGGAGACGGUCAUCGAAGAAGCCCUCCGUGUCACUCGUGGAAGGUUAAGGAAAACCAGAUCAGGAACCAGGUGAAGAAAGGGGACGGGGAAAAAAACAGUUUGUUCUUCAGCAGGUGUAAAUUUGCUAAGUCUCUCUUUAGUUUCUUCAUUCCAUUUGUUGCUUUAUUUGAUCGAACACUUCGAAAUGCCAAAAAAAAAAAGGAAGAAGAAGAAUACUUUGGAGGAAGGAACGUAUAAUGAGGAUGCGAAUUUCACUCUGUUAUCUACAGAUGGCCGUUAGUGGAAGAUGUGCUAAGAUGCAGUUCAUAAUGCGGUCAGGAACUGUUCACUUAGAAUGUGUAUAAAAAAUAAUAAUAGUAGUAAGCAUUUGGUAAGAGAGUAGGUAUGGAGAAGAUUAGCAUGGUUCCAACGCAAGUGUAUUAGUCGAUAGUGGAUAGGCUUAAACGCCAGGGUUUUUAUUAAGUAGAUAAGCUUAUUGGAACUGCCAACUGCCAUUAUAUAAAGACUAAAGUUGAUGGUGAA
Molecule: messenger RNA, 1691 nt
Organism: Linum tenue
Lineage: Eukaryota; Viridiplantae; Streptophyta; Magnoliopsida; Malpighiales; Linaceae
Source: the annotation of a GenBank genome assembly